This is a messenger RNA of Prorocentrum cordatum, 2299 nucleotides long. The record is from the annotation of a GenBank genome assembly. NCBI's taxonomy places the organism in Eukaryota, Dinophyceae, Prorocentrales, Prorocentraceae.
GCGCCGCGAGUGCGAGCCGCGCGGCUGCGGCCAUGCUGGCCGCGGCCGGCGCGAGCCCGGGUGCGCCGCGGAGCGCGCGUUUGCCGGGGGCGGCCAAUGCCGACGCAAUCAGGCAGAUCGACCUGGACAUGCCGCGCGCCGCCGGCGGUGACCCACUGUUGUCUGCGCGGCUCAGCUGGGCGCGGGCCAUGCUGCUGCGGCAGCUCGCGGGGGACGCGCGCUCCUCUGGUGGGCCAGGGCUGACCGGCGGAGGCAGUUCUUUUCCUUGGCAGAGGGCGCUGCGGGUCUUGCUGUUGGCGAUGCUGCUGCUGCAGCCGGCAACUUCGCAGGCCUUGCGCGGCCGCGGUGUCAUCAAUGUUGGCGAGGAGCAGCAGGAACCGUUGAUGGCCGAUUCCGCGGUUCAGGUUCACAUGAAAAUGGCCGCGUCAAGCGUUGCGACAGUGGCGGCGGAGGAGAAGACCAGUUGCGACCCGACGGAGAUGCCAGAUUGGGCGACGGAAGCGUACGACAAGAGCAAGGUGGCGGCCGACCCCGAGCCAGAGGCGCGCGCGGCGGUGGCCGCAGGAGACGAAAAGCGAGGAGUGAUACUCAGUUACGCCGUCGUGGUCUUUCCCGACGCGGGCCUGCCCGUGCUCGCGAAGCUGGCGGAGGACUCCGAGAAAGAGGUCCGCGCGGCGGUGGCGGGAGGAAGAGGGAUGCAGAGGGGCUUCUGGAAAACGCCCGCCGAGACCUGGUCGGUGCUGGCGAAGCUGUCGGAAGACGCCGAUGAUGAGGUCCGCGAGGCAGCCAAGAAGGGCCUGCCCGUGCUCGCGAAGUUGGCAGAGGACUCCGAGAAGGAGGUCCGCGCGGCGGUGGCUGGAGGAGAAGCUCUGCGGUCUGCCGUCCAGAGCCAUCCCGACAAGGGUCUGCCCGUGCUCGCGAAGCUGGCGGAGGACUCCGACAAGGAGGUCCAGGCGGCGGUGGCUGGAGGAGCGGCGUUGCUGCAGGCUCUCCUGCAUGGCGACUGGUCGGUAAUGGCGAAAUUGGACGCGGACGCCGAUCCGGAGGUCCGCGAGGAGCUGGCCGCCGACAAAGAGACUGAAGUCCGCGAGAAGGCGGCAGGAAAGCCUUUAGAGUAUGCCCUCAACCAGAGGUUCGACAAGGCGGUGCCCCUGCUCAAGAAGCUGCUGGGCGAUGGGAAGGGGGCUGUGCGCGUCGCGGCAGCUGGCAGCCCGCUGUGCAAAUUCGCCCAGGAAGCGCCGAUCGAAGAGGCGAAGGACCUCGUCGAACAGAUGAAGCAUGAUAGAGAUUCAGACGUACGCGAGGCAGCUCGCUGUGCUGCAGCGACGCUCGACGCCAAGACAGAGAAGGCCGAGGCCGAGUUGCAGGCGGAGAUCGCCAACAACGAGACGGCCAAGGCAGCGGCUGCACAUGCAGAAACCCAGAAGCAGUUGGACAAGGUUGAGAGGCUGCAAUACAUUAUCGUGGUCAUUUGCGUGGUGUCCCUGGUGAGCGUCGCGAUGGCUUGGCACGGGCAGCGGAUAUUCGUCAGUUGCAGAUCGCGGAGGCGAACCGCGCGCAUAGAACGACAUCUCCAGAGUGCCACAGCAAAAGCAAGUCCAACAUCACACGACUUCUACUUUGUGCGCGCAUCCAGGAUCCGAACGUUCACGGGCGAGAGGCUGCCUCACCACCAGAAGUUGAGGUCCGAGGGAUGGCUGUUCACAAAGAACUGGUCGCUGGGAGAGGCCAUCCGCGGUGAGUAUGAGAAAAACUACAUCGUGAUCUCGCACCGGUGGCAUACGCCUGGCGACCCAGACCCGAAAGGACAGAAACUCAAGAAAUUGAAGGAGUACCUCGAGAACAACCUGGAAGUAGAGUAUGUGUGGUUCGACUGCUGGAGUCUCCGCCAGAAGUUCCCGAACGAGCCACGCUCCGAGGACGACGAGGUGCUCGUGUUCUUCGACCUGCAGUGCGUCGGCCGCUUUUGGACGUCCUACGAGCUCUGGCUCUCCCUGCGGACGAUCACGGAGAAUGGGCUGAUGUCCACGCCAGAGGGUCAGCGCCGAGCGCACCUGAUGUGUACGGGUGCUGCCAACCAGGCGGAGAAUAUCAACAUCGAGGCGAUGUACAAGACUUGGGCCGACAAGACUCCCGAGGAGGCGAGUGCCGUCUUGCGCGAGGAUGAUAUCAUCGUGACCAAUCAGAGCGACAAGGAUUUGCAGCUCACGGUCUUGGAUGACCUCGCAAAGAACGCGGGCAGUCUCUACAAGCAGGCGGUGUCAGAAGCAGCAGUGCCACUGGCCCUCGAGAUUGAGCA